ACUCUUAUCAAAGACUUGGUCGUGUCAAAAACAGUGAAAAGGACGAAUUAAAAUAAUCUGACUCAAUCAAAGUCUUUGGAGUUUGCAAUCUUGGCAUUGUCUAUCACAAACUUUAGAUAAGAGAGACUCUGAUAAAUCAGAAGUGCAAUCUUGGGAUUAAUAUGUCACCCCGGAAUAGCCUGACAACGAUUUAAUGUUUAAUUAUGUGGGUAGCUGAUCGAACUAUUGCAAUACGACUGGAUUAAAUCCUGGACCGCUACCCCGAUAAACACGGUUGGAUACCAUUUGAACAAAUUGUACUUCACUUCGUUUAUAACUAUAGACUCUUCGCGCAGGGGUAACAGACAACAGUUGGAAAAUGGGUGUGCCGAAACAUUAGCCUCUGAUUGGACAGAUCAGAUUUUGAUUGCUGCCCAGGGAUAGAGGUUCAUAUAGGGUAACAAGUUUUGGUUUUGGUACGCAAUCGGACCCUAUCCCUUAACCUCAAACUCUAAACCCCAACCUUGAAGAAUCGGGAAUUCGCUCGGUCAUUCCAGUUGCGUAGCAUUAUAAUGCUACAACCCAUAUAUAAUUGAUUAAUGAUUAACUUGAUGAAAACGACCAACAUUAAAUUCGAAACAAGUGACAAGCAGUUUGGGAAAAUAAGCCGUCCAAAAUGAUUUGGAAAGCUUUAAUAGGUGUAUCCACGACAGCGGUCAUAGUUGCCAUGGUAACACGAGCUUGGUUCGUGGGACAAAGUAGGCAUGAUGGAGCCAAUGCCUUGAAGGAAUGGUCCAACAAACCAGGAGAGGAAAAACUGAAAAACCAUACAAAAGAGUUCAACAAUCCGAUUGUUAGAAAAGUGACCGAUGGGGUAUAUGUUGCAAUAGGGUUUGCCCUCGCCAACUCGAUCAUGUUAGAAGCACCAGAGGGGCUCAUCAUAGUCGACGUCACGGAGACAGUUGAAUCUGGUAGAAACGUGUUGAAAGCAUUCAGAGAGAUCAGUGAUAAACCAAUCAAAGCUCUGAUAUACACCCACAACCACGCAGAUCAUACAUGUGGAGCAAAGGCAUUUAUUGAGGACCCAGCCAAUCCGCCAGAUAUCUGGUCCCACUACACAUUACCCACACAGUUCAAACGAGUCUUCACAGUCGUCAAUCAUAUCACUUACAUCCGGGCCAUGCGCCAAUUCGGGGUCUUCUUGGAGGGAAGGGGCCAUCUGAACUCGGGUAUUGGACCAAGACUGGGCCAUAGUGUGGAGUUUGGUAUAGUUCUCCCAAAUCGUUUGAUGUCGUCUAAUGACGAAACAAUCACUAUAGCAGGACUUACACUUAGGUUAAUUCACGUGCCGGGAGAAACUCCCGACCAGAUCUGUGUGUGGAUACCAGAAAAACGCGUACUUCUCCCGGCUGACGAUAUUUACAAGGCAUUCCCCAAUCUCUACGCCAUUAGAGGAACACCACCGAGAAACACUAUAGAUUGGGUGAACUCUAUCGACAAGAUGCGCCAUUUGAGACCUCAAUUCCUUGUACCGAGUCACACCAAACCAUUAGAGGGCGUGGAAUUUAUUUUCAAGAUAUUCACAGACUACCGCGAUGCUAUUCAAUUCGUCCAUGAUCAAACCGUUCGUUGGAUAAAUAAAGGUCUUUACCCUGAUGAAAUCGUAGAAAGGGUACACUUACCGGACAAUUUAGCAUUUAACCCAUUCCUCCAGGAGUUUUACGGUACAGUGGCAUGGAGCGUUCGAGGUGUGUUUGAUUCAUAUAUUGGCUGGUUUAGUGGCGAUCCAGUUGACCUGAAUCCCCUAUCCCCACGCGAUAAAGCUUCUCGUAUAGUGAAACUAGCAGGAGGAACUGACGCUGCGGUAGCUGCUGCAAUGGAAGCAUUCCAGGAAGACGAUCUACAAUGGGCCCUAGAAUUGUCAUCUAGUGUCCUCAUAACAGACGCAAGUAACGCUAAAGCACAAGAGAUCAACAUCAAAGCCUUACAAGGUCUAGGCGUACGCCAGACUAGCCCAAACGCUAGGAACUAUUACUUGACCAGGGCUUUGGAACGUAGCGGGGAGAUCCCGACUAUAGCACCCAAUCCAGUACAAAGAUCAAGUUUAGUCAAAAUCAUUCCAGUCAAUUACAUCAUGGACGCAUUAUCAAGAAGACUUAAAGCAGAAGAUGCAAUUGGAGUGAAUCAGACAUUAGUUUUACAUUUUCCUGAUACCAAUACAACAUUUAGUUUACAUUUACGAAACUGUGUAUUAGAGGUAACGGAUUAUGAAGUGGACGGUUGGGAUAUAAAAGCCACAAUGGACGAACAAAUAUAUAGAGAGUUUGCAGCCAAAGAACGGUCACCAGGAGUAGCAUAUGCAAAAGGUGACAUGACGGUUGAAGGUGGAAUCUUAGCAUUUAGAAAAUUUAUGAAUUAUUUCGAUAUUGAAUAAUCACACCAGCGUACUUUAAAUGUAAAAUAAACAUGUUUCAGUAUUUCUAAUUGUGUAUGUCGUGUAACUGAUGAAUGAGGGCAAAAGAAUGAAAAACAGGGUGCUACCGAGGAAGGGGAGAGGACGUUACACAAGAAAAUCGAGCAAACGAAUGACAAAUGGGAAAGUGUUGAAUUUGAGAACAAUACAAUAAAAAGAGGAACGGGUGUAACUGAAGGAAAGAGGGCAACAAAAUAACAAAGGGGAAAUGACGUUACACAAGGAAAGAGGGCAACAGAAUGAAAAAGAGAAUAUGACGUUACACACGAGGGCAACAGAAUGACAAAGAGGUAAUGACGUUACACAACAGCGCAACAGAAUGACAAAGGGGUAAUGACGUUACACAACAGCGCAACAGAAUGACAAAGGGGUAAUGACGUUACACAACAGCGCAACAGAAUGACAAAGGGG
Messenger RNA from Owenia fusiformis, 2863 nucleotides. NCBI's taxonomy places the organism in Eukaryota, Metazoa, Annelida, Polychaeta, Sabellida, Oweniidae. The record is from the annotation of a GenBank genome assembly.